This is a messenger RNA of Chilo suppressalis (striped riceborer), 1693 nucleotides long. The record is from the annotation of a GenBank genome assembly. NCBI's taxonomy places the organism in Eukaryota, Metazoa, Arthropoda, Insecta, Lepidoptera, Crambidae.
UUAUACGGUGGCGGCGCAGUUUUAAAGUCUUAUCGUAUUUUGUGGCUGCGAUUCGAUUUUCUCUUCGUGUUUUUUUUGUGAAGGAACAUUGUUUAAAUCUGCAUUCAUAAUACAGAUUGGUGAUCGUUAUAUUUUCUAUGAAUUGAACAACUGUACUGCAUACGAAAUUAUACGUGCAUAAAAUUAAUAAUGAACGAUGAGAAGCAACCACUUCUCACUGGACCGAACACUCCAAAUGAAAACAAUGAUGUACAUGCCGUAGAAUUGUUAGAUGAUCCGACAGUGCCUAAAGACAUUAAAACCAAAAGCGAUUAUCACCCCGCAUCUGAAAGAUGCCUAGAACAUCCUACAUCAAAUUUCGAUACUCUCAUUCAUCUACUCAAAGGCAAUGUUGGCACUGGAAUUUUAGCCAUGCCCGACGCAUUCAAAAACGCUGGUCUAAUGUUUGGUGUUUUUGGCACAUUAAUUAUGGGAGCUGUUUGUACACAUUGUAUGCACAUUCUUGUUCAAUGUUCAAAUGAGCUGUGUAUCAGAAAUCAAAGACCUGCUUUGGGGUUUUCUGAAGUGGUAGAAGAUGCUUUUACAUCGGGACCAGUGCCUUUGAGGCCAUAUGCCAAAAAAAUGAGGGCUAUAAUCAAUGUUUUUCUGGUAAUAACACAACUGGGGUUUUGCUGUGUGUACUUUUUGUUUGUUGCGACUAACCUUCAAGAUACUAUGCGUUUCUUCCAUAUAAAUCUCAGUGUGCAUACAUAUUUGGCAAUCUUGUUUCCAGCAAUAUUCGCAUUAUCUAUGGUGAAAAAUUUAAAGUAUUUAACCCCAGUGUCUUUGGUUGCAUCUAUAAUGACUGCUUGGGGCUUAGUUGUAACAUUCUAUUAUAUACUGCAAGAUUUACCUCAUACUAGUACAGUGAAAGCAUUUGCAAGUUGGCAUCAAUUACCUUUGUAUUUUGGCACAGCUAUUUAUGCAUUUGAAGGUAUAGGAGUGGUGUUACCGCUUGAAAACAACAUGAAAACUCCAGAAGAUUUUGGUGGAUGGACUGGAGUUUUGAAUUUAGGUAUGGUGAUAGUAGCAGCAUUAUAUACCGCCAUCGGCUUUUUUGGAUAUCUUAAAUACGGAGAACACAUACUAGGCAGCAUCACGUUAAAUUUACCAAAUGAUUUGUUGGCGCAAAGUGUUCGCACGGUGAUGGCCGCGUCUAUUUUUCUUUCAUAUGGCCUACAAUUCUACGUACCAAUGAACAUAGUCUGGCCUUUCGUAAAAUCGAAAUUGACUUCGGAAGAAGCGCUCAAGCACGGCGAAAUUGUGACUCGAGUUACGCUAAUAUUCAUCACGUUUUCAGCGGCGGCGUUGAUUCCGAACCUUAGCGGCAUUAUUUCUCUGGUUGGCGCAUUCAGCAGUUCAGCGUUGGCGCUCAUCUUUCCUCCGAUCAUUGAGAUAGUCACGUUCUGGCCCGACCACCUCGGCGCAUACGGCUGGAAACUUUGGAAGGAUAUAUUUAUAAUUAUAUUCGGCAUCACAGGUUUUGCCUUCGGCACAUACGCCAGCUUAGAAUCCAUCUUGAAGCAUACGUAAAAUUUGCUACUUGACAAUGUUCAACUUGUUUAACCAAAGGCAAAUUUGUUAUUUAUAUUUUAAUAAUAUAGGUGUUGUGUAUUUAACCAUGACAAUAAUUGUAUGUAGUAAUUAAAGGAAC